CAUGGUCAAUAAAAUCUGAUAAAUUCAUUAAAAUAGAAGCACAUACUACUAAUACUAAAUAAAUAUAGGGAAAUAUCUUUGUAGAUGGUGCAUGUAGCAUAGUAUAGAAGGGAAGCAGGUGCAUAUGGGAGUAUUAAUGACGAAGGGGGAAGGGGAGGUUAUAAUGUGGGCAUGAAAGCAGAACCAUUCGUGUGGGGGUCACUUGCAAAAUAAAAGCCCCACCCCCUUCUCUCUCUCUCUCUCAUACACACACACACAGACACAGAGCCACACUAAGUCUCAUUCUACUACUCCCACGUAUAUAAGCACAAGCGCCACCCAACUCAGUAGUAACUCGUACUAAUACUCAGUGUUCCACACUGCAUUCUCAGUUCUCACACACAACUAUCUGCUAUAUUAUCAAGAAUGGGUGAGGACCUACCAAGCCCAAACUCUUGUUAUUCUUCUUCUUCGUCAGUUAGUCUGGAUCCGGAAAAGCAGAAAAGUGCGGGGAAGAGAGGGAGGGAGAGGAGUAAUAACAAGAAUAAUAAUAAGCACCCGGUGUACAGAGGGGUGAGAAUGAGAGCGUGGGGCAAGUGGGUCUCUGAAAUCAGAGAGCCUCGUAAGAAGAAUCGCAUCUGGCUCGGCACCUUCGCCACCCCCGACAUGGCCGCCCGCGCCCACGACGUCGCCGCCCUCGCCAUCAAAGGCUCCUCCGCCAUUCUCAACUUCCCACAGCUAGCCCCCCAACUUCCCCGCCCCCACUCUAACUGUCCCCGUGACGUCCAGGUCGCCGCCGCCAAAGCCGCCUCCAUGGACUUUCUCUCUCCCUCAUCAUCAUCAUCAUCGUCGUCGUCGUCGUCACCAUCAUCAUCAAUAUCGUCGUCCGAGGAGCCAUCGACGCCGGAGGAGCUGGGGGAGAUAGUGGAGCUGCCAGCACUAGGAACGAGUUUCGAAUCGGCGGAGGCGAACAAGGAAAUGGUGUUCUUGGAGCCAGUUGAUGGGUGGCUGUAUCCUCACCCAUGGUGGUAUCACAGCAGCAGCAUUUAUGAGGAGGAAGUGAGGGAAGAUUGCGGUGUCUAUUUUACCGGGGAUCAGAUUUCAAUGCACACUCAGUCUAAGUCUCACCAGUACACCACUCUUGACCUUGAUCCUCCUUCCUUGUGGCAAUACUAAUCUCAUCUCUUCUCUACGUGUAACGUGUGUGCUUUAAGUUUUGCUUUCAAUUCCUUUCUUUUCUUUUCUCAUCUUAUCAUUAUUAGACAACCCCUUUUUUUAUUACUACUACAUAUAAGAUAAGACUAUAUUUUCUCUUUAUUUUGUUUUAACUUUGCAUGUGAGCCUUUUGCAAUUUUUCAUCUUAAGUGCUCUUAAUGCAUUUUCCCCCCUCAAGUUCACGUCUUUCUCUUUACUUUAGGUGUGAGGUUUGUAAUGCUCUUCAUUAGCUUGUUAAUAAUAAUCUCUUUCGUUUC
Arachis duranensis is the source of this 1451-nucleotide messenger RNA. RefSeq names its product ethylene-responsive transcription factor TINY. Gene Ontology annotation, biological process: regulation of DNA-templated transcription. The record is from RefSeq and is a predicted model, not a curated record. Gene Ontology annotation, molecular function: DNA binding; DNA-binding transcription factor activity. The transcript has a single exon. Bases 406 to 1155 code for a protein of 249 amino acids. Lineage: Eukaryota; Viridiplantae; Streptophyta; Magnoliopsida; Fabales; Fabaceae.